Messenger RNA from Geodia barretti, 1880 nucleotides. The record is from the annotation of a GenBank genome assembly. NCBI's taxonomy places the organism in Eukaryota, Metazoa, Porifera, Demospongiae, Tetractinellida, Geodiidae.
CAUUUCCUUACACAGUGUAUCCAAGAGCUCGGCCGAUGACACCGUCCUGUGAUUUCUACCGGGAGAUGAUGCAGUGUUCCUCGGGUCUCAGGGACCCAGGCCAGACUGCCUUCAGGAAUAACAUCUGUGGCAAGCUCUCCUCUCGACAGUUCCAGGUAGGUGGGCUGUCGGAAGGCCAGAGAGUCAACCUAACACAGCAUAUGAUGCCUAGACACCCGCACCAGCAGAUAGAUUUCUAUAGGGCUCGAGUAUUCUGCGGUACUUACAACAGGGACGGCUCCAUGUUCAUAUCUGCCGUGCAAGAUAACCGGUUGUACUUGUAUGAGACAUCAAAGUUUGAGAAGUACAAAAGUAUCGUGGGGAGGGACAUUGGGUGGUCAAUCCUGGAUGUUGUAUUCAGUCAAGACCAGUACUGGUUUGCCUACUCCACAUGGUCCCCCUGCAUUUAUGUCUGCAAUGUGUAUGGAGAGGAAGAGAACCACUAUUCGCUGGACCUCAGACCGGACACGUUGGAUCGAUUCUGCGUCUUCUCCCUGCGGUUCUCCAGCGACGACAAGGAGCUCAUUACUGCGUGCAGUGAUGGAUACCUCUACAUCUACAAUCGUGAAAUCUGCGACAGAACUCUAAAGAUAGAUGCCCACCAAGAUGAUGCGGAUGCCGUGGCCCUGGACGACCAGUCUUCUCAUAUCAUCUUCUCUGCGGGAGACGACGGACUCUGCAAGGUGUGGGACCGGCGCUGUCUCUCUGAGGCCAAUCCUCGCCCUGUGGGUACCCUCGCCGGCCACAAGGACGGCAUCACGUUCAUCGACACCAAGGGUGACGGUCGUCACCUGAUCACCAACUCUAAAGACCAGACCAUCAAGCUGUGGGACAUUCGCCAGUUCUCCCAGAGGGACGGGAUAGCUGCCACUCUCGGGGAGGUGCAGAGACAGUCCUGGGACUACCGCUGGCAGGACGUACCCAAGAGAGUUAUGCGAGACGCUCUAGUGAAGCUACCAGGAGACAGCUCCGUCAUGACGUACGCCGGCCACCUGGUGAAGCACACUCUACUGCGAGCUAGGUUCUCCCCUCCUGCCACCACCGGACAGAGGUACAUCUAUACCGCCUGUGCAAAGGGAAGAGUCGUAGUGUAUGACACGCUGACUGGGGAGGUGGUGCAGACCCUGAUGACUGACAACUACAACUGUGUCUGUGUGAGAGACGUCUCCUGGAGCCCCAGCCAGCCUGGCGAGCUCGUCUCCUCCUCUUGGGAUGGUCUUCUUCAGCUGUGGAUCCCCCACCCAAGAAUUCGCCAGGCGGGUGCAGGCACUACAUCUUCUCAUGAGUCAGCAGGCACUCACAGCCACAUAAUAUGACCUCCCAGCCCCAGCACUCUCUAAUAAUCUGUCUCACAUUUGAUUCUGUGCUCCUGUCAUUCUGUUUCUUUCAUACAACACUUUAAUUGGCUUUCAUAAUUUGUCACUCAGUCAUAAUAACCGGUCAUGAUAAUCUUAUUCAUUUUUGUCCCAACUCUACUGAAGUGUGUGUGCGUGCGUGCAUGCGUACUGUCAGUAGAGGGUGGUGGUGUGGUGUGGGAGGCCAAUGGGGGAGGUGGUGAGGGUAUGAGGAGCUCUGAGUCCUGUUCUGUGGUGGGACUGCUGCUGGUGUUGGGUGCAGAGACGUUUCCACGUCUGUCGGUAUGUCCGUAGCGCCAUCUCAGAGAUCUCGACUUUCCUUUCCCAUGUCCUCACAGCUUUAGUCAGUUCAUAGAGACUGACCCUCUCCUCUACAUACUCCAUCACCUGUGAAGGGUCGUGUUUUUGGUCGAUUGUGCAUUGCGGUAUCUAUUGGUCGAUUGUGGAUUGGGUGAAUCAAGACUCACAUCUGGUACUUUGUAGUCU